This is a messenger RNA of Cynocephalus volans (Philippine flying lemur), 3029 nucleotides long. Its product is annotated as zinc finger protein 420-like. The record is from RefSeq and is a predicted model, not a curated record. Lineage: Eukaryota; Metazoa; Chordata; Mammalia; Dermoptera; Cynocephalidae. Gene Ontology annotation, biological process: regulation of DNA-templated transcription. The coding region runs from base 58 to 2823 and encodes 921 amino acids. The transcript is spliced from 4 exons.
CGGACGCCUCAGAGCUGCUCCCCAGAUCCUGCCAGUGGAUCGUCUGUCCCUGAAGCUAUGCUGUCAGAGUGUGCUAUGGGUUUACAAGAGCAACAAAAGGUGGAUAAACCUCUGGAGUUGGUGUCAUUUGAGGAUGUUGCUGUGGACUUCACCUGGGAGGAGUGGCAGGACCUGAAUGAUGCUCAGAGGACUUUGUACAGGGAUGUGAUGCUGGAGACCUAUAGCAACCUGGUGUCACUGAAUGUCCAAAUAGAUGAUGACUUAGUGAAGAGGAACCAAGAAAGUCACAGUAGAUUCUCACAGCAAAUUGUAAUUACCCACAGUAACACAUCAGCUGAAGAUAGAGUUGUGUUAGGAAAAUCAUUUUAUUUGAAUUCAUACCAUGUUUUAAAUGUGAUUAUAAAUAAUGGAAACUUUUCAGGGAAGGGUCAUGAAGAGUUUUACAAAUAUCAGAAUGCACUUCUUCCUAGAGAGCCUGAUGGCAUGCCUUCUGGAGAGAAACACAAUGACCAUCAUAUAACUGGAAAAUUGCCCAGACAUCAUGAGCAUCUUAGCCAGCAUCCCAAUAUCCAAACUGGGAAGCAGCCUUUAGAAUACAGUGGAAAAGGGAAAUCCUCCAACACAGAGCCAAUAAUAUUUACACGUAAAAAUAUUUAUAUGGAUGAGACAACCUACAAGUAUAAUGAAUAUGGGAAAAACUGUGGUAAGUCAGCUGUCAUUGCCCAAGAAAUAAAUCAGGUAGAAAGCAAAACUUUUCAAUGGGAGGUUUGUGGGGAAAUGAUCUAUAAAAAAUUUAAACUCAGUCAACAUCAGAUUAUGCACACAGGAGAGAAACACUAUAAAUAUCCUGAAUGUGAGAAAUCUUUUAUUAAGAAAUUAUACCUUACCUCACAUCAGACAACACCUACACAGGAGAAGCUUUAUGGUUGUAAUGAACAUAAGAAAAUUUUUUGUCAGAAGUCAGCCCUUAAAAUGCAUCAGAGUAUUCACACAGAAGAAAAACACUAUGUAUGUAUUAACUGUGGAAAAAGCUUUUGUGAGAAUUCACUCCUCAGCCAUCCUGAGAGGAUUCAAACAGGUGAAAUAAUGUAUGGAUGUAACAAAUGUAUAAAAUUUUUCUACCAUGAGUCUGCUCUCACUGUAUGUCAGAGAAUUCACACAAGUGAGAAACCAUGUAAGGUUUAUAAGAGACCUUUCUACUGUAAUAAAUGUGAGAAAACCUUACACCAAAAUUCACACAACAGCAGCCAUCAGAGAAUUCACAUGGGUGACAAACUAUGUGGAUGUAAGGAAUGUAGGAAAGCUUUCUUUAAGUCAGUUCACAUUUUACAUCAGGGAACUCACAUAGGAGAGAAACUACAUGAAUGUAAAGAAUGUGGAAUAGCUUUUAACCAAAAGUCAUACGUCAGCAUUCACCAGAGAGCUCAAACAGGUGCGAAGCCAUAUGAGUGUGAAGAAUGUGGAAAAAUGUUUAACCAAAAGUCACACCUCAGCAUUCACCAGAGAAGUCACACAGGUGAGAAACCAUACGAAUGUAAAGACUGUGGAAAAGCUUUUUACAAAAAGUUACAACUCAUCAUUCAUCAGAAAAUUCACACAGGUGAGAAACCAUAUGAAUGUAAAGAAUGUGGAAAAACAUUUAAACAAAAUUCAAACCUCAGCAUUCACAAGAGAAUUCACACAGGUGAGAAACCCUAUGAAUGUAAAGAAUGUGGAAAGACUUUUAGCAAUAAGUCUGUCCUCAGCAGGCAUGAGAGAAUUCACACAGGUGAGAAACCAUAUGAAUGUAAAGACUGUGGAAAAGCUUUUAACCAAAAGUCACAACUCAUCAUUCAUCAGAGAGGUCACACAGACGAGAAACCAUAUGAAUGUGAGGAAUGUGGAAAAACAUUUAUCCAAAAGUCAUACCUCAGCAUUCACCAGAGAGCUCACACAGGUGAGAAACCAUAUGAGUGUAAAGAAUGUGGAAAAACGUUUAACCAAAAGUCAUACCUCAGCAUUCACAAGAGAGUACACACAGGUGAGAAACCAUAUGAAUGUAAAGACUGUGGGAAAGCUUUUAAACAAAAAUCAAACCUCAGCAUUCAUCAGAGAGCUCACACAGGUGAAAAACCAUAUGAAUGUAAAGAAUGUGGAAAAGCUUUUAGCAAUAAGUCUGUCCUCAGCAGGCAUGAAAGAAUUCACACAGGUGAGAAACCAUAUGAAUGUAAAGAAUGUGGAAAAACAUUUAACCAAAAGUCAUACCUCAGCAUUCACCAGAGAGCUCACACAGGUGAGAAACCAUAUGAAUGUAAAGAGUGUGGAAAAACAUUUAACCAAAAGUCAUACCUCAGCAUUCACCAGAGAGCUCACACAGGUGAGAAACCCUAUGAAUGUAAAGAGUGUGGAAAAACUUUUAACCAAAAGUCACACCUCAGCAUCCAUCAGAAAGCUCACAUAGCUGAGAAAUCACAUGAAUGUAAAGAAUGUGGAAAAGCUUUUAUCCAAAAGUCAAAACUCACCAUUCAUCAGAGAAUUCACACAGGUGAGAAACCAUAUGAAUGUAAAGACUGUGGAAAAGGUUUUAACCAAAAGUCACAACUCAGCAUUCAUCAGAGAAGUCACACAGGGGAGAAGCCAUAUGAAUGUAAAGAAUGUGGAAAAGCUUUUAGCCGAAAGUCACACGUCAGCAGACAUCAGAAAAGUCACACAGGUGAGAAACCAUGUGAAUGUAAAGAGGUUGGAAAAGCUUUUACCCAAAAUUCAGACAUCAACAGAGAUGAGAGAAUUCACAAAGAUGAGAAACCAUAUGGAUGUAAAGAAUAUGGAAAAGCUUUUAACUGAAUGUCACACCUCAGCAGGCAUCAGAAAAGUCACACAGGUGAGAAGCAAUAUGAAUGUAAAGAAUGUGGAAAAGCUUCUAGCAAAAAGGCAUACUUGAGCAUUCAUCAGAGAACUCACACAGGGGAGAAACCAUGUAAAUGUAAAGAGCGUGGAAAAGGUUUUAACCAAAAGGUAGAACUCAGAAGGCAUGAGAGAAUUCACACAGG